This is a messenger RNA of Phycomyces blakesleeanus NRRL 1555(-), 402 nucleotides long. RefSeq lists its product as hypothetical. The record is from RefSeq and is a predicted model, not a curated record. The annotation marks the transcript as partial. The transcript is spliced from 3 exons. Lineage: Eukaryota; Fungi; Mucoromycota; Mucoromycetes; Mucorales; Phycomycetaceae.
GUAAAAUGUAAACAUCUUAAACUGCUGAAACACCCUAUUAUCAGCAAUGAAGUGACCACAGACAAAUCCUGUUUGAUACAAAAAUAUAAGCAUUACAGCAGCUUUGACAAUUUGAACAUUGAGAAGCAGAUGACUGGGAGCAAGAACAGUAAUGAAAAACUAGUUGGAGGAUCUCAUAAUAGAGGCUGUCUGGUCCUGAACUACUUGUUUAUGGAAAGCAAGACACUUCUUCUUGUAUGUCUUCGAUGCAAAGUUCGGCAGUUAGAGAGAAACAUAUGGUCUCAAAGAGGUAGAGAUCGUGGAGAAGAUGACGAAAGCAAGAAUUUCCACUCUCUCCAACUGAACAUAUUGCAACUGUCUUUCAAUAAUGGGCAAUUGGAAGUUUUGAGUAGGUUGUGGUGA